Actinia tenebrosa (Australian red waratah sea anemone) is the source of this 1598-nucleotide messenger RNA. RefSeq names its product ADP-ribosylation factor 1. Lineage: Eukaryota; Metazoa; Cnidaria; Anthozoa; Actiniaria; Actiniidae. Gene Ontology annotation, molecular function: GTP binding; GTPase activity. The record is from RefSeq and is a predicted model, not a curated record.
GUAAUGACGUGGCACAUGUGACGCGCCUACUCAGUAACGAGCUUCCUCUUCACAAAAACCUGGGCCGCCAUUUUGAUUUAGAAGGAAAGAGCAACGAACAGUCAUAUCAUGGGUAGCGUAUUUUCAAAUCUAUUUAAAGGCCUCUUUGGCAAAAAGGAGAUGAGAAUUCUCAUGGUUGGAUUAGACGCUGCUGGUAAAACUACAAUUCUUUACAAACUUAAGCUUGGAGAAAUUGUUACUACGAUUCCUACGAUAGGUUUUAACGUAGAAACUGUAGAAUAUAAGAACAUAAGUUUCACUGUGUGGGACGUCGGCGGUCAGGAUAAAAUUCGACCAUUAUGGAGGCACUAUUUCCAGAACACUCAAGGUCUUAUCUUUGUGGUGGAUAGUAAUGAUCGUGAACGUAUCGGUGAAGCGAAAGAAGAAUUGAAUAGAAUGUUAGCAGAGGAUGAGCUCAGAGAUGCAGUCUUACUCGUCUUCGCCAACAAGCAGGAUUUACCAAAUGCAAUGAAUGCAGCUGAAGUUACUGACAAACUUGGACUUCACAAUUCAAGAAAUACAAAAUGGUACAUUCAAGCCACAUGUGCUACAAGUGGUGAUGGUCUGUACGAAGGACUGGACUGGCUUUCAACCACACUAAAGAGCAAAAAAUAAGCAUGUAGCCUUGAACAAUUAUUCCCAUUCGGACAAUCAUAUUUUUGGUUUGUUAUAAGAAAAGGUGUUUAAAAAAACAAUUGAAAUGUAAUCUUGAAUAUAUAGUUCCUACAUGAAAUAUGCCCUCAUAUUUUGGUGUACAUUUUCCGAGAAAAAAUCAAGUAUUGCAUUUUAUUGACAUUAGCAUCAAGCCUUCUUUGCAAAAAGUCUCAGGUAGUUUAGUAGGGCUCCAAGCAUUCAUAUGUGAAUUAAUGACAAUGACAGUAAUAUACAGUAUGCAGUAGAAAAUAAUUUUAUUGUAAACAGAAUGUUUUCGUAGUAGCUUAUUGUUAGCGUUUCAUAAUGUCACGCCAAUUCCCUGUUGACAAACAGUUAUAGAUUGUAGGGUGCACAUAUAUUCAUGAAAAAGUAUUCACUAUUAAAAAUGUGUUUUGUUAAUAUCAAUGAAAUUUAUAGUACAAUUAGUCUAGUAGGUCAGCUCGAGUAUAAAGGCUUUGCACCAUCAUGUGAUGGCACCCAUGACAGGAGGCAGGAAAAAUUGAAUCUGGUCUAAUUUGGUCUAAUGAGGGGGAAAAGACUCCUGUCAUGGCUGUGCAAAGCCUCUAUUGGCUAGGGCACAACAAACAUAUAGCAUACUAUUGUCUGUUUUGCCUUGUUUAACAUUUCAAGAUGCAUUUCACAUCCUUUGAUAAAAAUGAUUUUUCAUUUGUUUCAUGGAUAUAAUGUGUUGACUCGAGUCUAGAACUGGUUAUAGCUUUUAAAUGUACUACUGAAAAUGAUUUGUAUAAAUGGAAAUUUGAAGCAUAAUGGUAAGCAAAUUGAAAGUAAUUUAGAAUUUAAUUGUUUUGCAUGCCCAGUGUAUAGCUUUCUGCUCAAACCACUCUACACUUUUUCAUUGUAUUUGUUAAAUAAACCAGAAUUUGAAUAAAAACACUGUAGCCUUU